AUCUUGUCGUUUCUGUCACAACAGACGUAGAACAAACUAACCAAUCAGACGCGGAGCUAACAAGACUUGAUUUUUUUUUUCUGAAGGCGCCAGUUUUGUUUGACGAAGACUGUUAGUGUCGUGCUCCUCUCUUUUCCAGUUUGUCUCUGCCGUCGCCACAAUGACUGAAAAUACAUUUCCAGUGUACAGCGUGGAUGUUGUAGUGAACUUUUACCGAACUGAAGUUCUGACAGGCCAGGAAGCUAAACACUUUACGAAGAACGACUUGACUCCAGUGCCCAAGCCAGAGGCAGUUCAAACACUGUAUAUGAGAUUGGUUCACCUCCUGUAUCGCUUCAGACCGGAAUGUCACUCUAUGAUUCCUCCCAACGAGAACAUUCAAUAUCCAGAGUAUCAUGAGGGUACAACUUCUGUUUUGAGUGUCUACAUUCGAAUGAAACAGUUUCUGCCAAUGUGCAUGGUGUAUGACUUCUCACUUAGUGACCUUCUGGCACCAAAGAAACAAAAGACGUUGACUAUUCUCAGUGGGAUCUUGAACUUUAUCCACUUCAGGAAGCAGAGGAUGGAAAUGGUCUUGGAGAAGCAGGCGAAAUUUAGAUCAGACCUGGACAGGCAGAGGUUCUACAACAAAGCUAUCCGAGAUACAGAGAAGAAGAUUGAGGAGCUGAGCAUUAUCCCUCCAGAGCAGCAGGCGGAGGCUGAGGAGCUGGCAGAGGCACUCUCUGAGCUCCAGACCACCACCAUGCAUGAAUACCAGGAAGCGAAUGUGAAGAAGGACUGCAUUGCUGAACUGAAAGCCCACAUUGCUGAGAAGACCCAGAAGUCGGCUCAGUUGAAGGUGGACAUGAGCAUCGUCAAGGAGGACAUCAGUAAACUCAAGUCACAGAUAGUGGAGUCUCCCGAGGAGCUCAAAAGCCAGAUGGAGAAAAUGAAAGAGACCGUCAAGAACAUCAAGAACUCAUUUAAAGAAACUGAUGAACGGGUGGUGGAGCUGCAGAACAUGGUACAGACAGUGACUCAAACUGAGGCUGAGAUUCAACAGAUAUACAGUUUGUUAGAGGAUCUGGAGAGCAGCAUGAACUCCACCAAGGAGAAACAGGAAAUGCAACAGAAGCUGAGCUGUCAGUAUGAAAAGAAGCAGAAGGAGCUGAAGAACCUGUAUGCGGAGGAAGUGCAGCUGAAACGAGCGCAAGGCAUGAAACUGGACAAAGUAUCAAAACUCAACAUUCGAAUGCAGAAGAAGAGACAGGAGAAGGAGCAGCACAUUCAGGAUGUUAUGGGGGAGUGUAACCAAAUCCAUCAGAAACGUGAAGAAAUGGCUGAGAAAAUACAAGAGAUCAACAGGGAGACCCAGCAGCUGAAGGCCAAGAUCCAGACCAUGGGAGAGAUCUGCAGCAAUGAGACAGCGAAGGCUCAGAUUCUGUACGAUAAACUGUCAAAUUCACUUGAGGAAUAUCACAGAAGGAUUGAGAUGCAAAUCCUGGACCUGAAGCAAGAUGCUGUUAAAUGUCUGCAAACUGUUGAAUAAUCAUCAAUUAACUUGUUGUUUCUUCUAUUAUUGUAUUGUACAUAUGACUAAUUAAAACGAAGCCUUGGUUUCUGUUA
This is a messenger RNA of Cynoglossus semilaevis (tongue sole), 1605 nucleotides long. RefSeq names its product UF2 component of NDC80 kinetochore complex (gene nuf2). Gene Ontology annotation, molecular function: protein-containing complex binding. The record is from RefSeq and is a predicted model, not a curated record. Gene Ontology annotation, biological process: mitotic spindle organization; kinetochore organization; attachment of mitotic spindle microtubules to kinetochore. The transcript is spliced from 13 exons. Lineage: Eukaryota; Metazoa; Chordata; Actinopteri; Pleuronectiformes; Cynoglossidae. Gene Ontology annotation, cellular component: kinetochore; Ndc80 complex. Bases 161 to 1528 code for a protein of 455 amino acids.